AUGGCAGCGCAUCGUUUCGAUCCCACGUUUACUGACAAUGUCAUUAACGCCAUGGGGCCCAAGACCUCGCCUCGCAUGCGCCAGCUCAUGACCGGGCUUAUCCGGCACGUACAUGACUUUGCGCGAGAGAACGAGCUCACGAUGAGCGAUGACAAGCGGAAUGAAGGGCAGCUAGUAUGCGAUGUCAUCGGAUUAGAAUCCCUGGUGGAUGAAAUCACAUUCAAACUUGCCGAGGAGGCACCAGAUGCCCCGACAGCAACGGCCAUUCUGGGCCCAUUCUUCCGCGCCGAUACGCCGUACCGAGAGAACGGCACGGAUAUCGUGUUCACGAAGCCCAAGGACGGCCAGAUGACCUUCAUGCACGGUCGAGUCCUGGACUUUACAACGAAGAAGCCGCUGGUCGGCGCCACGGUCGAAGUGUGGCAGGCCUCGACGAAUGGCCUUUACGAGCAGCAGGAUCCCGAGCAGGUUGAGUACAACCUGCGUGGCAAGUUCAAGACAGAUGCCGACGGCCGCUAUUACUUCUAUUGCUUGCGACCAACUCCGUAUCCCGUCCCGGAUGACGGCCCUGCUGGGAAGUUACUCCAACUCAUGGACCGCCACCCCUUCCGCCCUGCUCACAUUCAUAUCCUUGUCACGCUUGACGGCUACCGCCCACUUACAACUCAGAUCUUUGACAGCAAAGACCAAUACUUGACCAAUGAUUCGGUCUUCGCAGUUAAGGACUCCUUGAUUGUGGACUUUGUUCCCGAAAAGAUGACCCUAAGGCUGCACUUGAGCUACAAUAUGAUGUGA
Penicillium chermesinum is the source of this 795-nucleotide messenger RNA. Its product is annotated as intradiol ring-cleavage dioxygenase. The record is from RefSeq and is a predicted model, not a curated record. Gene Ontology annotation, biological process: catechol-containing compound metabolic process. Lineage: Eukaryota; Fungi; Ascomycota; Eurotiomycetes; Eurotiales; Aspergillaceae. Gene Ontology annotation, molecular function: ferric iron binding; catechol 1,2-dioxygenase activity. The transcript is spliced from 5 exons. The coding region runs from base 1 to 795 and encodes 264 amino acids.